AUGUCAUGGGCAUCACGUCGCAAGACAUCCAGGGUCGAGGACAUUGCAUAUUGUCUUCUGGAAUCCGGGGACUUCGGACGUGAAAAGCAAGGGGACAUUCCCCGCUCACCUUAUACAAUCACCCACAGAGGUCAAGGGGACAUUCCCCGUUCACCUUAUACAAUCACCCACAGAGGUCUGUCUAUCACUCUCAACGUCAGAAAGCUUGGCCCCCACACGUGGGCGGCCCCAAUCAAAUGUUGGAAGAGGAAGAAGGAUAACUCUCGGCAGAUAUGUAUUACUCUGGUCGAAAUGACCACAGCUGUCAUAACGAGAUUCGAACCUCACGUGCACCAAUUUGUAGAAGUUUCCAACAUCCAACAGUACAUUGAGGACAAGACAUUCUAUGUGUCGCUUGAAGACCCUCAACUAGAUGGUUUGCCCAUAAAGGCUGUCAGAAACAUUCCCGCACUCGCAAAGAUCAACUUCCUGGGGUUCACAAAAGAGAGAACUCAAUGCGCGUUCUGGCAUUCUUCCCAAAAGACAGGACCAUUUAGCGCAAAAACUACACCUUCACUAGCUUUGAAACCACCACGCUCCAUUCUUCGAUAUCUCGAGGUCACCCUCCAAGUCCAAGAUGGUUCUACUUUGGCAGGCUGGUCGGUGUACCAGUCAAGACCCUCAAUCUGGCCGGAAGUCCGAAAAGUUCGUUCUCAAGAUCUGAAGCAGUUCGGGACAGCUGCUCAGAUUUCUCACGGAUUUGAUGACGAGAAUACCCUUCUUCCUAAUGAGCCACUGCUAUACCCUGUUCAGUCUGGAUGUUUGAUGCGCUUUGAUUUACGACAGGAAUACCAGAAUGAGUGUCGAGUCUUAAUCCUUGAUGUCACGUCUACAGAUCUGUAUCCCGAAGGAGUGCUAGAGGGCAACGUUUUGCAUAAUCAGACCCAGCAGUAUAAAGACUCACUUUAUUAUCAUCGACAAUUGGAGAAGAAGCAGCUAGAAGGGAGCGCAAGAAGUGAGUUCGGGUUUUCGAGACCUACAAUUGUUGCUAACGCUGGUGAAUGA
This is a messenger RNA of Bacidia gigantensis, 1044 nucleotides long. RefSeq lists its product as uncharacterized. Bases 1 to 1044 code for a protein of 347 amino acids. The transcript is spliced from 2 exons. NCBI's taxonomy places the organism in Eukaryota, Fungi, Ascomycota, Lecanoromycetes, Lecanorales, Ramalinaceae. The record is from RefSeq and is a predicted model, not a curated record.